Messenger RNA from Toxoplasma gondii ME49, 8524 nucleotides. It is a transcript of the gene SRS44, whose product is annotated as SAG-related sequence SRS44. Gene Ontology annotation, cellular component: membrane. The transcript is spliced from 2 exons. Lineage: Eukaryota; Apicomplexa; Conoidasida; Eucoccidiorida; Sarcocystidae. The record is from RefSeq and is a predicted model, not a curated record. Bases 37 to 7392 code for a protein of 2451 amino acids.
GAAAAAUCCACUAGAAGGUGAUAGACUGUAGGUAAUAUGACUGCUCCUUUUUUGAGAGUGUAUACAGAUAUACUUUCGGAGCGUAAAGUCAGGGUAGAGGGGACGUGGCAUCUUGUGUCGAUAAAAGCGACCCACGAUCAGCCCUUGUGUGCGUGCAAACAAACCUGGUCCGUACAUUUCGCGUGGCCAGUAGACACAAUGAAAUUAUCUUAUUUCUUUUUCGCGCUGUCAAGCAGUGGAGCAACCCUGCUUUUAUUCGCCGUUACGCAGCUAGCAACCCAGGUGUCCGGGUUCGAUCUGGAAGAACCCCGAGAUCUGAGGCAUGAGAUGAAGAAAAUAGAGGUUAUUCACGGGAGCGAAGGUGCGCGGUUCGAGUGUCCUGUUGAGUCGGUGCUACUUCCCGAGCAAGCAAUGUCUGGCGACAUUCGGGCUGCCACAGUGUUUGCUGUAGCCGCUGAUGGAUCGUGCAACAUUUUCGACCCGCCCUCCCUGCUCGGUGACGUAGUACCUGGUGCUUACCUGCAGGAGGAGCUUUCGGUGAAUGCAGACAAGGCGGCAAAAACAUACACGCUUGUGAUCCCAGGUUUGCCCGCGAAGGAGGUCAAACUCUGCUACGUCUGCGCGCACCCAGAUAAUCCAGCAGGUAGUCAGGUGACGGUGAUCACGGUAAGACGAUCUGGAGACAGCGAAAAUGGAAAUCCUGCGUCAUCGCCCGUGUGCAGGCCUAGUUUCUCCCUGGAGGCUUGGGCUCUAGGUGUGAGACAGCCAUCCGUAGUUCUGGAUGUGGCGGCACCAGGACAGUCGGUGCGAUUUUCGUGUCUGAGCACUGCCACAGAGCUACCAAGCGAAGCCGGAGCUCGUCCGGCACCCGCACAGGUAUAUCCCGUCAAUGGGCGGGGUUGGUGUGACUUGUCGAAGGGACCGUCUAGCUUGGAAAAAUUUCUUUUGGGGGCGGCAAUGACAGCGGAAGUUAGACAGCGAGGUGGAGGUUUUCUGACGACGUACACGCUCAAUGUUCCUCGGCUUCCGUCGACAAAUAGGCGAUUCUGUUACGUCUGCCCGCGGAACCGUGAUCCGGCGGACGGCUGCGCAGUCCUGGUGAAGGUCAGAGGAGGAAUGGUAGAGGAUCCAAUAGGGAAGCCGGCCGCAGUGCCGACAUGUCACCCCCAGGAGUCCCCAGAGGGAAUUGCAGCAGGCACGAAAAGUGCUGCGUUAAUACUGGAUAUUGUUAGACCAUAUUCUAGCGUGAAAUUCGCGUGUCCCAAUAAUUCGGAGGUAUUGCCACACAACGCUGUUUCCGACGACGGCCUCAAAGCUUCUGUUUUUGCAGUCAGGAAGGACGGCUCAUGCAUCAUUGGGGAGCACACGUUGAAACUUCAGGACGUCGUUCCCGGGGCCACGCUGACGGGGACCACCCUGGUAGAUAAAGGGUCGGUCACCAGAGUCUACACCUUUUUUGUAGGCAUGUUGCCGACCAGGAGCCAGAAGGUGUGCUACGUCUGUGCCCGCAAUUCGCUCGCGCCUCAAGGGUGCGGAGUAGUGAUUUCCGUGAAAGGGAAGGAAAAUGGCAAGCCUGCAAAGGUGUCUGUUUGCGAGCCACAGUACUUACAGGGGGUAGCCGAGAGGGGUCUGUUGUCACCAUCAGUGGAGCUCCUUGUAGACAAACCAGAGGGAGUCGCGCAAUUCGUCUGUCCUGGAAAUUCAGUUGUUUUUCCAGAACAUGCAACAGAUGAGAGCCCGGGCAUUGCAACGGUGUAUCAGGCAUCAAACGCUAAUGCAUGCGACGUCUGGGAGAACCCCGUGAAGUUGGACAACGUUCUUCAAGGUGCAACACUUCGGGCAGAUACGUCAGAUGAAGAUACUAUGAUGGCGAAAACUUACACCUUCAAGGUUCCUGCGCUUCCGUCCACAGAAACAAAGUUAUGUUAUGCGUGUGUUAGAGACGGUGAAAUUGCUAAUAGCUGUGGUGUCAUGAUUACCGUGAAGCCGAAAGGGCCGACCACAGAAGAAAUCCCCAGCGCGCUGCUUGAGAGAGGACUAUGUUUGCCAGUGUAUUCUACCGACGUAGCGAAAACUGGCUUGAGGAGGCCAUCUGUGGUACUGAAGGUCGACAAGCGUAAUCGAGUUGUCGAGUUCACGUGUCCACAUAGCUCUCUUGUUUUCCCCGACCAAGCCGCCGACUCCGAUGCAGGUGAAGCAGUGGUGUACACAGUUUCUGGCGGCUCCUGCGACGUGUGGGAAAACCCAGUUUACCUGACAAAAAUUUUGCCAGGAGCUUCGUUGGUCUCUGAAACUGCUGUUGAUGCUAGCGAGAUUACAACGAAGUACACGUUCACCGUUAAACAGCUUCCCAAAACCCCCAAAAAGCUGUGCUACCUCUGCGUCUACAAUCGUGAUGUCAUGAAUAGUUGUGGAGUCCUGAUCGAUGUCUCCAGCAACUCUAUGACGAGGCUGUCCAAGACGAGCGAGGAAGGUAUUCAUACAAAUCCAACUGUCCCUACCACCUUGGAGUUGCAGUGCCCACCAGACUACUCGGCACGCACUGCAGCUACCGGGCUAAGGCUUCCAGAAAUGGAGUUGCUUGUUGAUUCGGUGAAUCGAACAGCGCGCUUCGUUUGCCCGGAUGAUUCAUCUGUUUUCCCAGAGAUUGAUGGAGAAGCAGAUCCGGCGUCUGGCAAAGUGUACAGAAUGACCGGCGAUUCAUGUGACACUAGGGAGGAGACAGCGUUUUUGCAAGAUGAAGUCCCUGGCGCGGAGUUGCAACGAAGAACCGUCGUGGACGGAGGUGUUGUACAGCGAUACUAUAUUUUCAAGGCUUCGCGGCUCCCAGAGGAGGAUAAAAAGCUGUGUUUUUUGUGCGUCCGGCAGCGAAACCCUGCCGACAGCUGCGCUGUGAUGAUCACUGUCAAAGCAGAUUCGGCUGCUGCUGUCCCUAUACACCCAUUUCGACCAAGACCGGCAGUUAAACUGGCUACGUAUGUCUGCAAGCCGGAAAACUCUACUGAGGUUGCUGAAACAGGAUUGAAGGCGCCUGCUCUCAGUUUGACCAUCGACAGUAGGGCCCAUAGUAUCCAGUUUAUUUGUCCAGAAAGUUCCAUAGUGUUUCCCGAUCUUGCGGCAGUGCCCGAUCAGGAUUCAGCCACGGUGUAUCUGGUGGGUGAAGGCGGCUCGUGUAACGUCGCCGCAUCGCCUCGCUUGCUUUCGGAUGUUCUACCUGGGGCAACGCUAGGCUCCCGGACGACAGUGGAUGAAGGUGUAGUCAACCGUACUUAUACACUAACCGCGCCAAAGCUGCCCGAGGAGGAUGUCAAGUUGUGCUACUUAUGUGUACGGAACCGGCAGAUUGCGGAGAGCUGCGGGAUCCACAUCACAGUGAAGGGUACGAAGGCGGAGUCCGUCGCGAAGCCAGCCGGACCGAUCUGCAGUCUGGGUUAUUCUCCGGGAUCCGAAAAGACAGGGAUGCGAGAGGCGGCGAUCGAGCUAGUAGUGGAGGACCCGAGCACGCCUGUUCGCUUCAUAUGUCCCGAAGGCUCGUACGUUUUCCCGGAGUACGCAACAUCUACAGACAAGGGUAUAGCCGCAGUUUACGGAGUCAAAGGUAACGAAUGCAUCUUUGCAGGCCCCAGAGAGAACCUGCAAAGCUUAGUGCCCGGCGCAACUCUUCGAAUGGAGGCUGCCGAUGAAGGCGGCACUGUGAUGAGGACUUACACUUUUACGACUCCAGAACAGCCCGCAGAAGACAGGCGAUUCUGCUACAUGUGCGUCCGUGAGCGCGAUAUUUAUCAGAGCUGCCCGGUCAUCAUUGUUGUUAAGGGCAGCGGCCACUUACCAGAGCCCAAAGCACAACCACAGGAGGAGCACGAACUACCCGUGUGCACCCCACAUGAACAAGCAGGGACAGCGCUUACAGGGCUCCUGGACCCUUCCGUGAAGCUGUGGGUCAAUGAACCGGAGGAACAAGUCAGUUUUGUCUGUCCAGAUGGCUCUGCAGUACUACCAGAUCAGGAGACCUCAGAACCACAGGUCUAUGCUGUAGGAGCAGGAGAAUAUUGCCUGGUCACGAAGCCACUAAUGUCUCUUGCAAAAGCUGUCCCGAGUGCGUCCUUGUCGACUGACACUGUUGUGGAGAACGAGGUGACGACAAGAAAAUACACACUAAGAGUUCCCAGCCUGCCUUUAGAGGAGACGAAGCUGUGCUAUACGUGCGUAAGCGAAGUGGAUCCGGCGAAGAAAUGUGGUGUGUCCGUAACUGUAAAAGGAGAGGGCAAAAUGCCAGGUGGUCUGACAUCAUCGCUGCCAUCGCCUGUGUGCGCUGCUCAAUUCUCCCAGUGUGCCUUCCUUACUGGAGUAAGAAUGCCGAGUAUAAUGCUGACCGUACACGAGCCGAACACAAAGCUGGUUUUCGACUGUCCCCCCAACACAGCUUUAUAUCCGCAGAAUGCAGUGGUUCCCGGCAAGGCGACAUUUUUCCCGCUGAAUGAGAAAGGUGCCUGCAUCUAUAAGGGACCGGUGGCGGAAUCAAAAUUGUACGACGUUGUUCCUGGGGCAAGACUACGUGCUAAAGAGACUGUUGACGGAGCUGUGGUACGAAGCUAUACAUUGACCGUAUCAAAACUGCCGAAAAAGGAGACCAGGUUAUGCUACUUGUGCGUGCGUGGAGAUGAGCCAGCGUACAGUUGUGGAGUCAUCGUUAAGGUGAAGGCUCCAGCACCUGCCGCACCGGAGCCGAAGCAGCUACCGGUCUGUGUCCCCUCCUCCGAUCCCUCUGUGGGGAAGAUGCGAAGGAUAACUCCAAAGCUGACGCUCAAAAUCGAAAAACCUGGUGGUAGUGCAAGUUUCGAAUGCCCUGAUGGAUCCACCAUCUUCCCAGACCAUGCGGACGCACUAGAUCCCAAAUGCGUCCUUGCUUACAAAGUGGUGAGAGAUACCUGCGAUUUGCGAGGUCCUACAGAGAUGGUGGCCAGCAAACUUCAAGGAGCUUACCUUACUAAAACUUUUGUCGGAACGGGAUACAAAUAUACGUUCACGGUGCCGCAUCUACCAGCAGAGCAGCAGCAAGUCUGCUUCAUGUGCGUCAUGGACAGAGAUACGUCACGUAGCUGUGGAGUGGUAAUUAAUGUAAUGCCACAUCCCGCUGCAUCCCGAUCGUCAGUGCCAGAAUGUAAACUGAAACAUGUGCCGGCAGCGGCCACAACGGGCCUCCGUGAAGCGUCACUGAUCCUGAACGUGAGGGAACCCAGCAGCGUUGUUGAAUUCGGCUGUCCAAGAAAUUCAGUAAUUAUGCCCAGCACGGCAACGUCCAGUGAGCAUCUGGCACAAGUGUAUUCUGUACGUGACCGGCAUAUCUGCGACAUGAAAGAAUUUUUGCGGCCCCUUGCGGACCUUGUUCCCGGAGCAAGCCUCAAGCUGGUCCACACACCUGAGGAUGGCGACACAACAAGGACACAUAUGUUCAGGGUCGGUAGCCUUCCAGUCAAAGACACGGCUCUAUGCUACUUAUGUGUGGAUCCAGGGGAUCAUUCGCACAACUGCGGAGUAGUGAUCAAUGUCAAAGGCUCUGAGGUUCCGCCGCCACCGAAGGACUUUGGCUGCGCCCCAUCGCACUCGGAAGAAGUGGAGAGAACGGGCAAGCUGAGUCCAGCGGUACGACUUAUGGUAACCUCGACGAAGGAGCCCAUCCGUUUUGAAUGCAGAGAUAAUGCAAAAGUCUAUCCUCCUGCUGCCUCCUUGAUAAAACCUGCAAAAGCUGUGGUGUAUCCGGUGAGUGCUGGGGGGAGGUGCAUUGUGGGGAAACCACCGCUAAGUUUAAAUCGCGUCGUUCCGGGCGCAAAGCUUAAGACGAAAGCAAAGCUGGUAACCGGAGCCAUUACUACAACUGGCUUCGUGUUCGUGCCAGUGCUUCCUUCCAUUCAGAAGGAUUUCUGCUUCGCGUGCGUGGACAGAGGCGACAUCACAAACAGCUGUGGAGUCCUUGUUACUGUUCCGCCUUUCUGGGCACCUCCGGUCCAAGAAACCGUGUGCAACGAUGUAAAGACUUUGACGAUGACGGUUCACUCUCCCGGUUCAGUGACUCUGCGCUGCGGUCUAGAGUUUCCCAAAGUCGACCCGCCAAUUGAUGAUCCUGCUUCGCAGGGGCAAGUCUACUACGGAAAGUCCUGCGGCGACGUUGGAGCGUUGCGCACUGUGAUUCCUGGGGCUUCCGUAGUAAAGGAACCGUUUUACCACAACUUGGCGAAGGAGGUCGCAGUGGGGGUGACGCUCACAGUCCCCGCAUCCAUAGUGAAGCAAACAAUAUGCUUCAAAUGCCGCCAACCAGACCCACUGCAACAUGAAACGUGCACAGUACGUGUAACCGUGUUGCCGCCUGCGGCGCAGCCGACAACUACAACGACGACAACCACUACUACGACAAUCAAGCCAACAACGACUACUACAACCAGAAAACCUACCACAACAACAACCACAACCAGGAGACCUACCACAACUACAACAACAACAAAGAAACCUACCACAACAACGACUACAACCAGGAAACCUAGAACAACAACGACCACUACAACCAAAAAACCUACCACAACAACAACCACAACCAGGAAACCUACCACAACAACAACUACAACCAAGAAACCUACCACAACAACAACUACAACCAAGAAACCUACCACAACAACAACUACAACCAAGAAACCUACUACAACGACGACAACAACAACAACCAGGAAACCUACCACAACAACAACUACAACCAAGAAACCUACCACAACAACAACUACAACCAAGAAACCUACCACAACAACGACAACAACAACCAAGAAACCUACUACAACAACAACUACAACCAAGAAACCAACAACUACUACUACUACAACCAGGAAACCUACCACAACAACAACUACGACCAGGAAACCAACAACAACUACUACAACCAACAAGCCUACCACAACGACAACAACUAGAACACCUACCACAACAACAUCGAAACCGCCUGUGGUUUUCGAGCUUCCUUCCGAAUUUAUCGAAGAAACAGCCACAACAACCAGGGCGACCAUCUCGCUGCGUGCGAGGUCAGCGGCAGCACCAACUUCAACUACUACAGUCGGACCAACAACACCUGCUACGUCACUCUUCGACUGGAGCAGUAAAGUAGCCUCCCUGGCAGGCCAGUGGAGCUUUUCAGGAGCUCUGCAGGGAACUGCCGGUUCCCGAUCUGGUGUUUAUGAAGCUCCAAUCACUCAACUGCCCCCCCCUCUUUUGGUGCCUUUUAAGAUCGACUGUUGUGGGCCACCCGUGAUACAGAAAGGCUGUUGUCCGCCACCCUUGAUACAGGUUGAUUGUUGCAGACCACCCGUGUUACAGCAGAAGCCAGGCUGUUGUUGUUGCGGACAUGAGUAGAGGCGCCGCCGCUACAGUUUGUGGAAUUUGAUCAUACACGGUCCACGUGAAAGUUUCUGGCAAGUGCGUGCAUCCGGUGUAGUGUCGUUUCACAGUUUAGCAGUCCGUUAAUCCAAUGGGCAAAUUUAUUUCCUCGACUCGUGAAGGAUAUAUCGUUGGUGAGCCGACUGCUGGCUCAUAGGGGAACAGUUGUGGCCGUGUGUGAGUGUGUCUGACCUUGUUGAUCAAAUUCACCGUGCGUGUCGUCAGUGAGCUGGUGCUAUGUGGUUGCUGGCAUCAGUGCUCGGGCAACUACCUGUGCAAACUUUUUUAUCACUCCGUGAACAGCCCUCUAUCGCGGGACGAGUCUGUAGACUUUUCGUAGUUGCGGGCAUUUACAACAGAAAUCAGGUGAGAAGCCAGCCUGAUAACAGCAGACCGUUGUUCAAUAAGCGGCUGUGUCCUGCUCGUGUUUGUGGCAGACACACGACUGCGCCUGCGGAUGCCAGGAACUGUGGUAGCCGAAAGUUGCCAAAGAAAAUGCCGAGUUCUCAAACGUGACUGUCAUUACUGUGAGGCAGAACUAUGCAGCGCCGUGAGAGCGCAUUGUGGGCAAGCGAAUACGUUGAAACGACGUUUGCUGUAAUCUGAUGUGGAAGCCACGACCAAUGGUUGUGGGCGAAGCAUUCCAGGAAAUGGAGAACAGUGAUUAGGGAAACAGGAGCAACAUGUGCAAGAAGGAUUCGACGUCAGCGGCAUCCAACCAGCAGAGCGAAAAGUGCUGCAGUAUUCGGCACCGAUGAAGAAUAUAUUUAAAUGAAACUACUGUUGGAUCUGCGCGGAAAGAAGAAACAAAUAGGCUCUUCUUGGCUUUUUUCUGAUGGACCGACCUGAAACAUAUUCGAUGGGUUGCUGUGAAAGUCGCGUGUCUGCUAAGGGCAGUACCCAGCAGAAAUAAACUCAAUCGAGUGCAGGAGGAGCAGAUACAGUUAGGACGUUGAGCACGUAGGCUCUGCAGAUUUAUGUGGUCAACGGAAGGUUUCUUCUUCGUAGGCCAUACGAGGUUCUCUCGAAAUGGUGAAUCGAUGAGUCAUUUGCGAAGUAACAGACCGGCCACGGAGGAUUCGGUGCAGCUAAGUCUUCAAAAACCUUC